Molecule: messenger RNA, 3521 nt
Organism: Suricata suricatta (meerkat)
Lineage: Eukaryota; Metazoa; Chordata; Mammalia; Carnivora; Herpestidae
Gene: ACO1
Product: aconitase 1
Exons: 21
Coding region: 130-2799 (889 amino acids)
Biological process (GO): citrate metabolic process; tricarboxylic acid cycle
Cellular component (GO): cytosol; mitochondrion
Molecular function (GO): iron-responsive element binding; 3 iron, 4 sulfur cluster binding; 4 iron, 4 sulfur cluster binding
Source: RefSeq, a predicted model, not a curated record
CAGGGGGAGGGGCGCGGAGGCGGCUGCCCCUAGAUCCACACAGCGUUCCGGAUCGCGCCCCGCACUUGGCGCCUGCCCGCGCGCAGAUCCUGGCUGUGCACUUGGCGGGACACGUGGCCAUCAAGAAUCAUGAGCAACCCAUUUGUACACCUUGUCGAGCCUUUUGAUCCUGCACAACCAGGAAAGAAAUUCUUCAAUUUGAAUAAACUGAAGGAUUCAAGAUAUGAACGCUUACCAUUUUCAAUCAGAGUUCUCCUGGAGGCAGCCAUUCGGAACUGUGAUCAAUUUUUGGUGAAGAAAAUUGACAUUGAAAAUAUCCUAAAUUGGAAUGUCAUGCAGCAUAAGAACAUAGAAGUGCCAUUUAAGCCUGCCCGCGUCAUCCUGCAGGACUUUACGGGUGUGCCAGCUGUGGUGGACUUCGCGGCAAUGCGGGAUGCUGUGAAAAAGUUAGGGGGGGAUCCAGAGAAAAUAAACCCUGUUUGUCCUGCUGAUCUUGUAAUUGAUCAUUCCAUCCAGGUUGAUUUCAACAGAAGGGCAGACAGUUUACAGAAGAAUCAAGACCUGGAAUUUGAAAGAAACAGAGAACGGUUUGAAUUUUUAAAGUGGGGUUCUCAGGCUUUUCGCAACAUGCGGAUUAUCCCCCCUGGCUCAGGAAUCAUCCACCAGGUGAAUCUGGAGUAUUUGGCAAGAGUGGUAUUUGAUCAUGAUGGCUAUUAUUACCCAGACAGCCUUGUGGGCACGGAUUCGCACACUACCAUGAUUGAUGGUUUGGGAGUGCUCGGCUGGGGAGUGGGUGGCAUCGAAGCAGAGGCAGUCAUGCUGGGUCAGCCGAUCAGCAUGGUGCUUCCCCAGGUGAUCGGCUACAGGCUGAUGGGAAACCCCCACCCUCUGGUGACAUCCACGGACAUUGUGCUCACCAUUACUAAGCACCUGCGCCAGGUUGGGGUAGUGGGCAAAUUUGUCGAGUUCUUCGGGCCAGGAGUAGCCCAACUGUCCAUUGCCGACCGAGCUACGAUUGCGAACAUGUGUCCGGAGUACGGAGCAACUGCUGCAUUUUUCCCGGUUGACGAAGUUAGCAUCAAGUACCUGGUGCAGACAGGUCGGGAUGAAGAAAAAGUAAAGCAAAUGAAAAAGUAUCUUCAAGCUGUAGGAAUGUUCCGGGAUUUCAGUGACCCCUCUCAGGACCCUGACUUUUCUCAGGUUGUGGAACUGAAUUUGAGAACAGUCGUGCCUUGCUGCAGUGGACCAAAAAGGCCUCAGGACAAAGUCGCUGUGACCGACAUGAAAAAGGACUUUGAGAGCUGCCUUGGAGCCAAGCAAGGGUUUAAAGGAUUCCAGGUUGCUCUGGACCAUCACAAUGACCAUAAGACGUUUAUCUAUAAUAAUAGUGAGUUCACCCUCACUCAUGGUUCUGUGGUCAUUGCAGCCAUUACCAGCUGCACAAACACCAGUAACCCAUCGGUGAUGUUGGGGGCAGGCUUGUUAGCAAAGAAAGCUGUGAACGCUGGCCUGCACGUGAAGCCUUACAUCAAAACUAGCCUGUCCCCCGGAAGCGGUGUGGUCACCUACUACCUGCGAGAGAGUGGCGUCAUGCCUUAUCUGUCACAGCUCGGGUUUGAUGUGGUGGGCUACGGGUGCAUGACCUGCAUUGGCAACAGUGGGCCCUUACCCGAGCCUGUGGUAGAAGCCAUCAUGGAGGGAGACCUUGUGGCUGUUGGAGUCCUCUCUGGGAACAGGAAUUUCGAAGGUCGAGUCCACCCCAAUACCCGGGCCAACUACUUAGCCUCUCCGCCCUUGGUGAUAGCUUAUGCAAUUGCUGGGACCAUCAGGAUCAACUUUGAGAAAGAACCACUGGGGGUAAAUGCAAAGGGACAACAGAUAUUUCUGAAAGACAUCUGGCCCACCAGAGACGAGAUCCAGGCGGUGGAGCGCCAGUACGUAAUCCCUGGGAUGUUUAAGGAGGUCUACCAGAAAAUAGAGACUGUGAAUGAGAGCUGGAACGCCCUGGCGGCCCCCUCGGCUAAGUUGUAUAGCUGGGAUCCCAAGUCGACAUACAUUAAGUCACCACCGUUCUUUGAAAACCUGACUUUAGAUAUCCAGCCGCCUAAGUCUAUAGUGGAUGCGUACGUGCUGUUAAAUUUGGGGGAUUCGGUAACAACUGACCACAUCUCUCCGGCUGGAAACAUUUCAAGGAACAGCCCUGCUGCUCGCUACUUAACUAACAGAGGCUUGACUCCUCGAGAAUUCAACUCCUACGGCUCCCGCCGAGGUAACGACGCAGUCAUGGCACGGGGGACCUUUGCCAACAUCCGCUUACUGAACAAAUUUUUGAACAAGCAGGCACCACAGACUAUACAUCUGCCUUCUGGAGAAAUUCUUGACGUGUUCGAUGCCGCAGAGCAGUACCGGCAGGAAGGUCUGCCCCUCAUCGUGCUGGCUGGCAAAGAGUACGGCUCAGGCAGCUCCCGGGACUGGGCAGCCAAGGGCCCUUUCCUCCUGGGAAUCAAAGCCAUCCUGGCAGAGAGUUACGAGCGCAUCCACCGCAGUAACUUGGUGGGAAUGGGGGUGAUUCCCCUCGAAUAUCUCCCUGGGGAGACUGCAGCCACCCUGGGACUCACCGGGCAAGAACGAUACACGAUCAUCAUUCCAGAAAACCUCAAACCCCGAAUGAAAGUGCAGGUCAAGCUGGACACUGGAAAGACCUUCCAGGCCAUCAUGAGGUUCGAUACCGACGUGGAGCUCGCUUACUUCCACAACGGGGGCAUCCUCAACUACAUGAUCCGCAAGAUGGCCAAGUAGGUCACCUGCACUUGGAGCUGCACCAGGAGGGAGCGAAGCGCCACGGGCCAGCUGGGCCCUUGGUGCAGAGCACCCGCCUCCCCACACGGGUGCUGCCUUGCACGUGAGCACGGACGUGUUCUGGUGCCUUCCCUCCAGGCACAAAACGAGCAGUUUCUACAUUCUCUAUUUUUGUGAAUCUUUUGGCUCUUUUUCUAGAAUUUGGAAGCUAGAGAGGUGGCGCUGUCAGUAGUGCCAGAAAGGGAGAAGUGAGCUUCUCCUUAAAGUAACUUCUCACAGGAUGUUGAUUUUUUUCACUCUCAACCUGUUAAUGUUCAGCUGGACACACAGUAAGUCUUCUCAGAUGGCGUCGACUGUCCUCUUUCCUGUUGGGUUCUGUUCUCCUCGGUGAAACCUUUCCCUAUGCAUAGUUUGCCAGCAUUGCCCGACCUGGGUAGACUUUCUCACACUUGGGAUCCCAGUGGUGACUGCGACUCCCCCGCACCCUUCUUCCUUCAGAGCGCAUGAUCCAGACCCCUCAGAUCAGACACUGACAUUUUUUGAUUAUGUACCUUUGGAUGAAUCAACACUAAAGAAAUUGUGAUUUUUUUUUUCUUCUACUCUCUUCAAAAAUUUUCCCCAGAAAAUUUCUCAGUUGUCAAGAAGAGGACUUUGGAGGUGGCUUUGGAGAGAGACUUAGAACAUUUGUAAUUUGAAUAAGAUUAAAUCUAUUUUCAAGGAAA